UCCCCUGCCUCUUCCGCUCUCCUCCCUCCUCUUCCCUUCCGGGUGCCCCCUUCUCUUCUCGCACCGGAGGCCCCGGACAGGGCUGAGGGCCCCGAGGGCCGGGCAGUGGAGUGACCACAGCCCUCCGGAAGCCGCCUGCCUGGCCUCCCCACGCGGGCCGUGGACCUGGCCCGGCCCCUGGGCACGCCAUGCGCAGCACCACACUCCUGGCUCUGCUGGCGCUGGUCCUGCUCUACCUGGUGUUGGGGGCCCUGGUCUUCCGGGCCCUGGAGCAGCCCCUGGAGCAGCAGGCCCAGAGGGAGCUGGGGGAGGUCCGAGAGAGGUUCCUGCGGACCCACCCAUGUGUGAGCGACGGGGACCUGGGGCUCCUCAUCAAGGAGGUGGCUGAUGCCCUGGGAGGGGGUGCAAACCCUGACAUCAACGCAACCAGUCGCAGCAACUACUCAGCCUGGGACCUGAGCGGCGCCUUCUUUUUCUCAGGCACCAUCAUCACCACCAUCGGCUAUGGCAAUGCAGCCCUGCGCUCGGAUGCCGGUCGCACCUUCUCCAUCAUCUAUGCUCUAGUGGGGAUCCCACUGUUCGGGAUCCUGCUGGCAGGGGUCGGGGACCGGCUGGGCUCUGCCCUGCGCCACGGCAUCGGGCACAUUGAAGCCAUCUUCCUGAAGUGGCACGUGCCCAAGGAGCUGGUGAGAAUCUUAUCGGCGUUGCUCUUCCUGGUGAUCGGCUGCCUGCUCUUUGUCGUCACCCCCAUGUUCGUGUUCUGCUACAUGGAGGGCUGGAGCAAGCUGGAGGCCAUCUACUUCGUGGUGGUGACGCUCACCACGGUGGGGUUCGGGGACUACGUGGCCGGCGCCAACCCCAACCAGACCCACGCAGCCUAUCAGCCGCUGGUGUGGUUCUGGAUCCUGCUCGGCCUAGCCUACUUCGCCUCGGUGCUCACCACCAUCGGGAACUGGCUGCGGGUCGUGUUCCGCCGCACGCGCGCAGAGGUAGGCGCCCCGGGUGGCCGCACCUGCGCCCUGAAGCCCGCCCGUGCUGCACCCGAGCAGUGGUUUGGCACCCCCUGCCUCCCUUCCAGAGUGUGGGCAGGGACUGAGUGUGCCCCCAUAUGCCCCAGCGGGGACAGGGGUGCAGGCGACCACACCUCUGCUCUUGUGGAUAGGGCUGCCAGAUUUACCACAGUACAAUGCGGGCAGCCCAGUUAAAGGUGCAUUCAGAUAAGCAGCAAAUAACAUUUUAGUGUAAGUAUGUCUCACAUAGAGCACGGGACAUGCUUACACUACAAUUUCAUUUAUUGUCUGGAAUUCGGACUUAAUACGACCUGUGUUUUGUCACCCCACUCGUCGAUGCCGGCAGGGGAGCUCGAAGGUCUCUGGGGGCCCAGGAGGGAGAGCUGGGAUAAACCGGGGGGUUUCUAGAAGAACCCCGGAUAAGGGGGCGCUUCGGC
Molecule: messenger RNA, 1447 nt
Organism: Myotis davidii
Lineage: Eukaryota; Metazoa; Chordata; Mammalia; Chiroptera; Vespertilionidae
Gene: KCNK4
Product: potassium two pore domain channel subfamily K member 4
Exons: 6
Coding region: 189-1205 (338 amino acids)
Biological process (GO): stabilization of membrane potential; potassium ion transmembrane transport
Cellular component (GO): membrane
Molecular function (GO): potassium ion leak channel activity
Source: RefSeq, a predicted model, not a curated record